AUUGACAAGAAGGAAGAAUUGGGCAACAAACGAGAACCUGUUGUUCGCAGGAGAGGAGAGGAUCGGGAAUGUAGACACGUUACGAAUGCCAUCAUGAGUAGCAAAACAAAUCCGCAAAUGUCAAAUUCGUACAACGGAGAUACUAUUGGAAGGGACAGUCCAUCAGCAUUAUUAGUAGUGCUUGCAGAAGUUGCAUCUCAAACAUUGCAUUCAGAAACGAAGCAUAUUGAUUCACUGGUGGCAGCACAAUGUAAAUCUAGAGUAGCGAGUGUAAAACGGAAAGAAUCAUGUUUUACUGUAUCCCAACUUUUAUCUAUGCCUGUUUCCCAUCUUGUUAAGCAAUUUGCUAUUUUUACAAGUGAUGAGCUCAAAAGACAAUAUUCUUAUACUUGUGCAUUAGUGCCUGGUUGUCAACAGAAAUAUACCAGUUUUGCUAGCGAAGAAAAGGCGAGAGCCUCCAUUAAAAAUCAUCUAGAGGAGCAUUUAGAAUAUCUGAAAGCAGACAAAGAAACUUAUGAUACAUUUACAGCAAAAAGUAUAAAUCAAAAUUUAAAGACUAAUCUACAAAGUAAGAGAAGUCGGACACAGCAGCCAAAAAAACCUCAAGAAACGAUAAAUAAGAAGAAUAAAGAUGUAAUAAUAGAAAAAUCUGCAAAUUAUUUACGUAAAAUACUUUUAAAUGAUAUUAAUAUUAAAGAAAAUGAGAAGCAGAAAUGUUUUCAAAAUUCGGAAAAUAAAGAUGCGCAUAAUUCCGAAUUAAAGAAUUCUGACCAAAUGGACACUAAGGUUCUUGGGGAUCAUAGUUAUUUUGAACGAUUAGAUGAUAAAAUGCCUAAUAGAAAGGGAAUAUCAUCUCUUAAUAAUGUUCUGAAUAAUACAAGAAAAGAAAAUAUUGUAUUGAUGGUUGUUGGUAGCGAUAGUGUACAUACGAAAGAGUAUUCUUCUAUCAACCAGAAAUUAGCUGAAAACACAAAUUGUCAAGAUUCUGAUAAUCUCUGCUCAUCAGACUCGUGGUCAGAUGAAACUCGGAUAAAAAAUACAGAAGUAUCAACAGCUACCAAACCUAAAGGAAAAGCAAAGUUUAUUGGAACGAGUAAGGAAGAGAGGGAAAUGGCAUUAGCAUAUAUAGAUCGUAUUAAGAAGAAAGGCAAUCCUUCAGGAAAUAAUCUACAAUGUCGCAUCUGCGAUCCACCUCGUAGUUUCACCGCGCCUACAACUUUAGUAUCUCAUUAUCGCAGUCAUGCUGGAAUAAAACCAUACGAGUGUCGAAUAUGCAAAGCAGUUUUUACAAGAAGACACAGCUUGAAAUAUCACACGUUGAUUCAUCAAAAUCAGACACGUUUUACAUGCCUGGAGUGUGGAAAGAAGUUCAGGCAUCCAUCUCACUUUAGGGAACAUCAACGUAGACACACCGGAGAAGCUCCGUUUGGAUGUGACGAUUGUGGACAACGGUUCAAAACAAGAAAUACCUAUAAACGUCAUUUAAAAACACGACACGGUAAAAUUCUCACGACAAUCGGUGAAGUUUUGCAUCUUUCCGAAGAAGAUUUUCAAAAGGUUCGGACUAAUCGAAGAAAGAAAGAUUGUGUCCCAGAGACUGCAAUAAAUGUCGAUAAUAUCGAGUCCAAUGUAAUAGUAGAUUUUGAAAAUAAUCAUGACAAAACGCAAUAUGUAACAAAUUCAGUAGAGGAAUAUGUUCUGAAAGAGAAUAUUGAGGAUAUUAAUAGAAAUUUGGAAACAAAAGACACUAUACAAAUUGUUGACAAAUGUCUUGAGAGUUUUGAGGUUUGUUCCGAAUCUCAAUUGAAUAAGACUGAUGGUAUAGAGACUGAAAUAGCUAUAGACUGUAGAUAUUCCAGUAAGAAUGACAGAAAUGUCAAGGUGGAACGUAUCGAUGGCAUAGAAGAUGGCCUGCUACAAUUAAAAACCUUUUACGAUAAUUUAAAAACGACUAAUAAUGUAGAAAGUCACAUCGUUUAUCAACAUGACAUUGAAGAUCAGAAUAAAGUUUAUGAUUGCAGUAAUAGGAUACAGUGGCUUGAAUACUCUGAAGUGAAAUGUAAUAAUGAGACUUCAAAAGAAGGAGAUGAAGAUAUAAUGGAGGAAAAGAUAGAUCUUUCAGAAGAGCUAUACAGCAAUAAAUUACAUGUGUUGCAAGAAUCUAUACACAAUUAUCACAAGAUAGUAUAUGACAGUGAUACACAAGACAAAACUGCAACGUACGUGCAUUUAGAAACUGCUGAAGAAGCAGAAAUAAAUUCUGAUGAAAAUAAUCAAACAUAUGAUGAAAAAUAUGAUGGGCACAUUAUUAUCGCAUCAAAUGAUGAAAAAUCUAAGAGUUAUGCAGAUGCUUAUAAUGUUGAAAAUAAAGAAUGUGUGAAAAAUGACAUUACUUUUUGUACACAGGUAACAAAUACGGAUGUUAAUAUUCUGCAAACCUUUGACGCUGUUAAAGGAGAGAUUAUGUCACAAAACCAAGAUGAUAUACUUCAAGAGAACGAAUGCGUAAGUGAAUCUAUUGCGACUGAUUCGGUAACUAUAAGUAUCUCUUCAAACAAUUCUGUUAAAGAAAAUGAGGAAACUGAUCAACAGCAAAAUAACCACUGUUCAUAUAUUCGUACUGAUCAGUUAAACAGGAUAAUCGCGCAAAAUAGAUGUAUAAACAUACCUCUACAUCAAAUCGAAUUGUUUCGCGAUAAACAAAAUCACUUGCAAGCGAAAGGGGAUAAUUGUAGGCAAAUUCGAAUUUUAGACGGUAACUUACAAGCAAUUGAUAUAAAGCAAUCUGAUAAGCAAAAUACUAUUUUGUUCGUAUCUAAUGAUCAUUUAAAGAAUGGCAUUUUUCAAAUUGACGGGAAUAAUAUCAGAUACUGUCAAAGUUCUAAAAAUAUGGAUAAUUUGCAAAGUUAAGUGAUAAUAAUAUCUGUACAAUAAAAUAUGUAAAGUUUGAUAUAUAUA
Molecule: messenger RNA, 2958 nt
Organism: Nylanderia fulva
Lineage: Eukaryota; Metazoa; Arthropoda; Insecta; Hymenoptera; Formicidae
Biological process (GO): regulation of transcription by RNA polymerase II
Cellular component (GO): nucleus
Molecular function (GO): DNA-binding transcription factor activity, RNA polymerase II-specific
Source: RefSeq, a predicted model, not a curated record